Molecule: messenger RNA, 804 nt
Organism: Exophiala bonariae
Lineage: Eukaryota; Fungi; Ascomycota; Eurotiomycetes; Chaetothyriales; Herpotrichiellaceae
Exons: 1
Coding region: 1-804 (267 amino acids)
Source: RefSeq, a predicted model, not a curated record
AUGGCGCCAGCGUCAGCUCUUACAAUGACUCCACCACAACCUAAGCGGCCUACGCAGCAAUCUAGCCCGCUUAUGACGCCAAUUCCGAGUGCGGCUUCUUCGGUAGCCCCAAUAUUGAGAGGGACGUUAUUCCCAAACCUACGGACCUAUUCAGCAAAUCGAGGCUCAGAUCCACCAAGCAUAACCAUAGAUGCAGACCACCGGGUUUGCAGCGGUGGGGAAAAGAGGAGAGCUUUAAGAUGUCACCCUGUACUCCUAGAGGAUAUUUGGGAGACGACCAGCACAAAUAUGGGCGCACCGUCUUCCUUCAGCAGUACAGCAACUAGCGAAAGUGCUGCUGGACGCCUUGGACCUGAUACAACUUCGCAGUCCUCUCAGGAGACGACGGAUUCGGUUGAAAUCCCUGAAACGCCACCAGCGACCGAGGAAUUACGGUACCUUGAGGCUCCCUCCGUCGUGGGAGUGAAGGGGAAAAGGCUGGACACGAAACGACCUCAGUACCUCGUUCUGUGCUGGAUGGACCCUCGAGAAGAGCAUGUGGCUAAUCCUGAUCUCGCUCGUCGCUGUCGGGAGUAUGACGAAAGGGUUUCACGAGAUGUGGCACAACGCGAACGUCUAUCCACUCUCAGGUCUCGAAAACAUACCCGAACACAAGACCAAAUGUAUGCUGGCCAAUCUCGCAAGAAGGCCAAAAUAAAUGGAGCCACCUCUACAUCUCAUGAUCGCACCUGUUCCUCACGCCAAGUGGGGGAAUAUGUCUUCCUGGACUCAGAUAUCCAUUCGGCGAGCAUCGUGGCCAUCUGA